AUGGAGAAAGAUUUGGAGAAAUGCUUGCGGGAUUAUGAGUUGAAAGAAAAGCAAUUUGGGAUGAAAGAGAAGCGUUUUAAGGAGUUUGAGUUGAAAGAAAAGGCUGUUAAAGAACAAUGCAGAGAUCUUGAAAUUAAUGUAAAACAAUAUGAGCAUGAACGAAAGAGUCUUGAAGCGAAAGAGAAAUUGGUGCAAAAGCAGCUGGAAGAGAUUAAAAGGAAAGAGGAGGAACUCGUGCAACGUCGUAAAGAUAUUGAGUUCAAAGAAAGAAGUCUUGAGCUAUGUUUUCGUGCAGUCAAAUUAAACGCAAAGCACUAUAAUGAAUGUUUGAGAAAAGUCGAAUUAAGAGAGAAGAAAAUUGAAGAAUUAUCUCCAGAACAAAGGAGAAAGUAUGAGCAACAGUCCAGUGAUCUUGAGUUUGAUGUGGAAACGUAUGAUCAGUGGCUCAAAGAUCUCGAAUCAAAGGAGAAGGAACCUGUGGAAUGGUCUAAAGAACUAGAAAAAAAGAGGGGUCUUGCUUCUUCCCUGCAUCCUCAAUUGAAAGCUGAAGCAGCAAACAUUUUGUCCGUCGAUCAUUCUUCACGAGCGCAUCUUUGGUUUUGUGUAAAUACGGAUGGAAAGAAUUUGCAGAUGUUCCUAAAUGAGCACUGGACAGACCAAUGUUCAAUCGGUACUGAAGUUGUUAUGUCCCUUCAACGUUCAGCUGACCCUGCAAAGCUUGUAUUGGAAGCAAUGGAGGGGUUUUAUCCUCCACAUUUGUGUAAGGGAGACAGAGAGUUCGAAGGAAAAGUUGCCAGAAGAAGUAUUCUCUUGUUAGAGCAUUUGAUGGAACUUUCACCUGAGAUUGACCCUCAUGUUAGAGAAAAAGCUAUGAUUCUAGCCUUGAUUGGGAAACAAAAAUGA
Molecule: messenger RNA, 903 nt
Organism: Hibiscus syriacus
Lineage: Eukaryota; Viridiplantae; Streptophyta; Magnoliopsida; Malvales; Malvaceae
Product: FRIGIDA-like protein 5
Exons: 1
Coding region: 1-903 (300 amino acids)
Source: RefSeq, a predicted model, not a curated record